Brassicogethes aeneus is the source of this 1178-nucleotide messenger RNA. NCBI's taxonomy places the organism in Eukaryota, Metazoa, Arthropoda, Insecta, Coleoptera, Nitidulidae. The record is from the annotation of a GenBank genome assembly.
GGCAUACAGUUCAACCUUUGAUUCUCUCAUGAAAACGAUAAUGAAACCAUUGCUACUGAUAUGUUUCUUAGUCCUCGCUGUAACAGCGGAGGAGAAGAAGGAUGCAGAUAAAAAGCAGACCAAACGUGGAUUAUUAUCCUUGGGAUACGGAUAUGGUGGAGACUUUGACAACGGAUACUCUCUUGGACAAGGCGGACAUGGACUCGAUGGUGGAUACACCAUUGGGGGAGAAUCUUCUUUGGGAUACGGACACUACGGACCAAUCGAUUUGGGACACAGCACUGCUGUUGAAAAGACCAUCACCGUCUUGAAGGGAAUCCCCUACCCAGUCGAAAAACACAUCCCAUACCCAGUAACGAAACAUGUACCAUACCCAGUUAAGGUAGCCGUUCCCCAACCCUACCCAGUUGAGAAACCAGUACCAUACCCAGUCAAAGUGCACGUUAAAGUACCAUACCCAGUACCACAACCCUACCCAGUUGAAAAGAUCGUCCAUGUGCCCGUUAAAGUACAUGUAGACAGGCCAUACCCAGUCAAGGUAUUGGUACCACAACCUUACCCAGUCGAAAAACACAUCCCAUACCCAGUCAAAGUACCAGUACCAGCUCCUUACCCAGUUGAAAAACAAGUACCAUACCCCGUUAAAGUACCAGUCCAUGUACCAGCACCUUACCCAGUAUACAAGAAUAUCCCAUACCCAGUAAAAGUACCAGUAGACAGGCCAUACCCAGUUCAUGUGCCUCAACCAUACCCAGUUCAUGUCGUCAAACAUGUAGGAUACCCAGUCGAGAAACCAGUACCAUACCCAGUUAAAGUACCAGUAGACAGACCUGUACCUUACCCAGUAGAAAAACCAGUAGCUUACCCAGUUAAAGUACCAGUACCAGCCCCAUACCCUGUCGAGAAACCAGUCCCGUACCCAGUUGAGAGACCAGUACCAUACCCAGUUAAGGUGGCAGUCGACAGACCAUACCCCGUCGAAGUAGAAAAACACGUACCAUACCCAGUCGAAAAACCAGUUGCCUACCCAGUUAAGGUACCAGUCUACGUGCCUUACGAAAAAUCCUAUGGACACCAGCACCAACAAUGGGAAUAAACCCACACUGUGUGUUUCAUUAUCUAUAAUUAUUUAUGACUAGCUAAUAUGAAGUGAAUAAACGCUGUUAUUUUUUCUAUAA